CUCUCCUUUGUCCUCUCUUCUAUCAUGUUUUCAGAAACCCUACUUCAAUAAAGCUCAGAGUCUCCUGCUGCUCUCCCUGAGAGAGAGAGAGAGAGAGAGUUUCGAUCAUCAGGCAAAAGGUGCAAUCCUAGCUACCAUUUCUAAGGAAAGAUUGGUCUCUGUUAUUUUGCUCAAAAGACAUCAAAGAAGUGCAGUUGCGACUAAGUACUACUAAUUACUGAAGAAGAAGAAGAAGAAGAAGAAGAAGAGUAUUUGUUAUAUGGGCUCGAUGAAUUCAAACAACUGGCUAUCGUUCCCCCUCUCUCCGUCAUCUCACUCUUCAUUGCAAGCAAAUCUUCACUCCACUCAGCCUCAUCAGUUUUCUCUAGGGCUAGUCAAUGAAAACAUGGACAACCCUUUUCACAACCAAGAGUGGAAUAUGAUCAAUGCUCACGGGGCGAGUGGCGAGGUGCCAAAGGUCGCAGACUUCUUGGGGGUGGGCAAGUCAGAGAACCAAUCAGAUCUUACGGCCUUCAACGGGAUGAACCAAGCUGGCGACGCUGAUUACUUGUUCCCGAGCAGCAGCCUUGUCCCAGUCCAACAGAGCGCAGUCGUGGCAGCGGCGACCUCGAGCAACUACGAGCUCCAAGAGAAUGUAGGCAACAUGCAGUCACUGACUCUAUCCAUGGGCAGCGGGAGCAAGGGCUCAGCUUCGGAGAUUAGUGGGGACAACACUAGCAACAACACGGUGGAGAAUGCGCCAAGAAGGACCUUGGACACAUUCGGGCAAAGAACUUCGAUUUACCGGGGCGUCACCAGGCAUAGAUGGACAGGGAGGUAUGAGGCUCAUCUUUGGGAUAAUAGUUGCAGAAGGGAAGGCCAGUCCAGGAAAGGUCGCCAAGUCUAUCUGGGGGGUUAUGACAAAGAAGAGAAAGCAGCUAGGGCAUACGAUCUUGCUGCUCUCAAGUACUGGGGAACAUCGACCACUACAAAUUUUCCUAUAAGUAACUAUGAGAAGGAACUCGAAGAGAUGAAGCACAUGACCAGGCAAGAAUUCGUGGCGUCCAUUAGAAGGAAGAGUAGCGGCUUCUCUAGAGGGGCUUCGAUGUAUCGCGGAGUUACUAGGCAUCACCAGCAUGGACGUUGGCAAGCGAGGAUUGGGAGGGUUGCAGGAAACAAAGAUCUUUAUUUGGGAACUUUCAGCACCGAGGAGGAAGCUGCCGAGGCCUACGACAUCGCGGCGAUCAAGUUCCGGGGCCUCAACGCCGUCACCAACUUCGACAUGAACCGCUACGACGUGAAGGCGAUCCUCGAGAGCAACACACUGCCCAUCGGCGGGGGCGCCGCCAAGAGGCUCAAGGAGGCCCAGGCGCUGGAGUCCUCGAGGAAGCGCGAGGAGAUGAUCGCCCUCACCUCGAGCUUCCAGUACGGCAGCUCGAGCUCAGGCCGCCUCCAGUCGUACCCUCUGUUGCAGCCAUCGUUCGAUCACCACCACCAGCCUCAGCCGCUGCUGACCCUCCAGAACCCCGAGAUCUCGCACUACUCGCAGCAAACCGACCCUUCUUUCCCCCAUAAUUACAUCCAGACGCAAUUGCAGCUUCAUCAGCAGUACCAGAACCACCCUUACUACAAUAGCACCAACUAUCUUCAGAGCAACCCGGCGCUGCUGCACGGGCUGAUGAGCGUUGGGUCUUCGACGACGGUCAUCGGGGAGAACACUAACAACAACGGGAGUUCGAGUGGGAGCUACAGCGGAGGGUACUUGGGAAUGGGCUCGAGCAGCGGCGGCGGAGGCGGCGGCGGCGGGGGGAACGGUGUCGGGUCGGAGGAGCUCGCGAUGGUCAAGGUGGACUACGACAUGCCUAAUAGCGGUUACGGGAGCUGGUCGGCGGACUCGGUGCCGGGCUCGAACCCAGGCGUUUUCACGAUGUGGAAUGACUGAUGAUGGUGCAGGAGAGGAGGGGCGCAAGGUCACGGCGUGCAUGGAAGAUUUUAUACAUAGCUUUUCAAUGCUUCUUUUACUAAUGGAUCGAGGCUGAUUGGCUUCUACAAGUGCACCAACAAAAACAACCUUCUUCUUAAUUUCUUCAUUCUUCUUUAUUUCUUUUUUUUUUUGUUGGUUUUCAUUAUCGGAAUAGAAUGUAUUAGAUUCUUGGAGAAAUCGCUAAUCAAGUCAAUCGCAUUGUCAAGAAUUAUAUAGGACCGUGCAUUUCGUGCAUCGUCAUUGCGAUGUGAUUGACUUGAUUUUAAUGGCGGUGAUGAUCGUUCGUGUCCGAACGAAAAUUUUGUUCCCUUGAAUCUAAUGAGAAAAUCUAAUUAUUGAAGACUUGAGA
This is a messenger RNA of Eucalyptus grandis, 2312 nucleotides long. Its product is annotated as AP2-like ethylene-responsive transcription factor PLT2. The coding region runs from base 260 to 1921 and encodes 553 amino acids. Gene Ontology annotation, biological process: regulation of DNA-templated transcription. The record is from RefSeq and is a predicted model, not a curated record. Lineage: Eukaryota; Viridiplantae; Streptophyta; Magnoliopsida; Myrtales; Myrtaceae. The transcript is spliced from 10 exons. Gene Ontology annotation, molecular function: DNA binding; DNA-binding transcription factor activity.